Notothenia coriiceps (black rockcod) is the source of this 5133-nucleotide messenger RNA. RefSeq names its product proline-rich transmembrane protein 1 (gene prrt1). The transcript is spliced from 4 exons. Bases 372 to 1097 code for a protein of 241 amino acids. Gene Ontology annotation, cellular component: membrane. The record is from RefSeq and is a predicted model, not a curated record. Lineage: Eukaryota; Metazoa; Chordata; Actinopteri; Perciformes; Nototheniidae.
AUCCGUGGCUCUGUGUUGAGCUGUGAUGGGUUGCUCCAUCACAAUGCGUGUGCAGUUUCGCAAUCCGAGCUGUCGCUUUAAGACAACGAUAGCUUUGUGUCUGAUUAAUUCAAUGUACGGCGACGCGUUAGUGGAGAAACCUUAUUAGACUGCCGGCUGCACAGAGAGAGGAGAGGGGGAGCACUGCGCGCUGCAACACAAUUAGCCUCACUUAGGGAGAAAAACACUUGAAGUUAUAAUAAGGUGUUUUUGAGAUGAUGACAUCUUGAGGAUGGGUUGUUCGGAGUAAAACAACUGCAUCGAGAAAAGAGGUUUUUUUUUCACCACCAGGUUUGGAGUACAUCACAGAGGAGGACAGAAGAUCGGAAGGCAUGUCGUCGGAAAAACACGGUCUUGAUGACUCUAGCCGUCAGACCAUGCAGCCUCCUCCAUACCUCCCCGGCCCGCAAGACCCAAACGUACCUCAGCAUCCCAACAUGCAGCAUCCACCCGGCACCCAACCCAACUACCCUCCUCCCCCUCCUCCCCCGGGCUCAGAUGGAUAUCUCCAAGAAACCCAGUUCCACUGCGGCCCGAUGGGACCUCAGGGGGCCAUGCAGGGCUACUCGGUCCAGACCCAGGGCCCCGGGGGCACCAUGCCUCACGCCCCUGUAGGGUACCUCCAGCCGGGCUACCCGCUCCAGCUACAGCCGUGCACAGCUUACGUACCUGUCUACCCCAUGGCAUCGGGUCAGCCCUACAUCCAGGCGGGGGGGGGCCACCCUGGGAUCCCACCCGGACAGAUUCAUCCCAUGCAAAUGCCCCCCGGAAUCACCCUGAUGGACCGCCGGCCGCCCCACGACUACCUGCCCAUCGCCGUGCUCACCACCGUCUGCUGCUUCUGGCCCACAGGCAUCAUUGCCAUCAUCAAAGCAGUGCAGGUGCGCACGGCGAUAGCUAGAGGGGACAUGGUGACGGCGGAAAUAGCCUCCCGCGAGGCUCGCAACUUCUCCUUCAUCAGCCUGGCUGUUGGUAUUGCCUCCAUCGUGCUGUGCACCAUCCUCACCGUGGUCGUCAUCAUCGCCUCGCAGCACCACGACGACGACUGGGAUCCUUAACUCCUUGCAGUGUCAGACAAAUGGAAAUCAUGGCGUUUACAUAGCUAACUACUCUCAAGCGUUUGGAGGAAAUAGGAGCACUGAGAAUGCACACAAACUGCUAUUGCAUCGCUGGCACACACACAGCUCCGACCUAACCUGCUGCCAUCAAACACACGACCAAAAACAACCAAUCACAGCUGAUGUUCAAACGCCAAAUACAAGCAUCUGUCAAAUGAGGCCCAGUAUUUCUGUUAGUACAGCGAGUGCUUAAUAUUUACACUCUGAAAUGAGCUGCAAAAGGGAAUCUCCUUGUUUUAACAAUUCAUUUGAUGCCCAUUAAUUCAUACAUAGGAUGUUAGGUAGCUACUAAAUUGGACCCAGAUUAAUUGUUUUUAGGAUAGUUAAAUGCAUAUUUUAGUCUUACAAGUACAUUUGUUCUUUUUUUUAUAGUGCCAUGUUGAAGCAGUGUUGAUUUGCAGAGUUGUAUUAUAAGCUUGUAGAAAGUGUUAGAUGGGGUGAUCAAUACACAUUUAACACACCUAAUGGAGACUGGACUGUGUCUAAUGUAAUCAAACACAGAGUAUUUAUUUGAGAUUCAUUGUUUGUAUGUUACAUGGACACUUAGGCUGGAUGAGAUGAUACAUUAUUUAUGAAAUAUAUGUUUUUUUAUUUAUUUAAAUAUCUGUUAUGUAUUAAUUUGUUCAAUGCAACGACUUUCUCUGCUCUAAUUUACAUUAUAUCACUAGUUGUUGCAGCUAUACAACACUCUGAAAUUGGCUUAAAUUUGAUAUCUGAUGGUGAUGCACUUUGUAGUUACAAGACGUUACGAUGCAGCUGCUUACAUUCAUAGUUUUAUAGUGCAUGAUAAAUAUACAUUUAAGCUAAAGGGGUGUCCAGUGCAAUAAUAGCUGUUGGUGGGAAUAUUUCCUAAAGUACAAAUGUGAGGUACAGUAUUUUAGUACAAGCUACUGUCAAAAUAAGAAAUGGAGACAAUUUAGAUAAUUGAAUUUUAGGUUUGCAAACUUUAUUUUUGCAGUAAUUUAGAAAUGUAUUUGCCUAUCUUGUGUUGCACAUCUCUUAGCUAUUUAGUCUCUCAGACACUGUAUAUGAAAAUGUAGUGCACCGUUAAACUUAAGAGGCAACAUAACCCUGCAUGUCAUCCUCAGUUUGUCUCCAUUUGUCUUAAAUAUUGAGGUUUCACUGUUGUAACAAAACGAGUCAGGGUUCAUGUCACAAAAGAGUGUGGUCUCCAAAAUGAAGCAGCAGGUGUGCUGUUAUUUAUAAGAGCCAACAUGGCCGUAACGUUACUGUAUGAACUAUGACCUGAGGUUUCUGGGGUUAUGGGAGGAACUGAAAAUGAAUGUUUCCAAUAAGAGAGAGAUACAUUAUUAAUGCCUAUACUGUAUUGUAGCACUUUCCGCUCUUUGAAAUCUUUCCCUCUCUGUCUCUAUCUUUUUUCCUAUCAACAUGAGUUAUUGGACCUAUUCAUAUUUCCCUUCUGCUACCCCUUUUUCCUCUGUUGGUCCCUAUGAUGAUGCUAUUUUUAAAAGAGUUAUCCAGAGAUAUUUAAAAUGAUGUUUGUUGAACAAAAAUAGACAGUAUAAAUGCAGUUUAUUCUGUAGUAUAUAUUAUGUUAUUGUUAUUAUUGGCAACGGCAUUGCAUUUGAUUAUCACGUAUGUAUUAUAUUAAGUAAAUCUGGGCACAUAUUUAUCAAUCUUCUAAAAACUACAAUUAAUAUUGCUCCUAAAAGACAGCUUAGUAACAAUAACGUUUUGUGAAGUGACUUCCUCCUUUCUACAGCCUGUAACUUUUAUUUGAUUGAUCACAUAUAUGCACAGAUACCAGGAUUUACCCAAUAACUGCCUUAUUACUGAUUAUUAUUUAAAGGAAUAGAUUAGAUUUUUUUUAUUUUCCAGCCGAGGCAGGAGAAUUAUCUUCGAUCUCACCUUAAAAAACAAUCAAUUUUACUCAGUGAGUAACAUUGUUUUUCUGCCAAAACAUGUGAUUUAAUAAUUAUAUGACUGUUCAGAUAACAUAUUAUUAAUAGCUGAAGCCUUUUUGAAAAAAUUGCUUUUAUUAACAGUUGAACUUUGUGGGAAUUAUGCUUAUUCGCCAUCUUGCAAAGCAUUAGAUGAGAAUAUCAAUAUGACUCUUUGUGCUUAUCCAUUCAUCGUCUACUUAAAAACUAAUAAUUUAAAUUAGUGAGUAGGGGUAAAAUUAAGGUUUUUAACACUUAAAUGAAUACUUCACCUACAAAAUAACCAACUGUAUAUAAAUUAUUCACUGUUUUACCUGAAGUUCUUUAGGAAAAGUUAUUUUCUUUUCACGAUAAAUGAAGAAUUUUAGAACCCGGUGAAGUUCUCAUUUAAGCAAAAAGAAAAAUCCCUUUUAGCCGUUUGAUAAAUAAACGCCCUGUGCUAAUAUGAUUGACUGAGUGAUAUUUCAGUGUUAAAAGAGUAAACGAAGCACAGUAUUGUUUAGUAUUAUAAUUGUGCAGAGGGCUCUGACAGUGAGUGUGUGUCUACUGCAUAGAGUGACUCUUAGCAUAUCUAGUUUAUACAGCGCUAGGCUUCAUCUCCCUGUGUGCUUUCUGAUGUGACUUAACAUAGCUGUUUAUACACAGCUGGGAGAUGUGUACUUCAUUUUUAUUUUUGAAAUUAUUAUUUAUUGAGCUUGUAAACGCGAUGGGUUGCUUGUUUCAAAGAGCCAGAAAUGUCCUGUGUACAUGUGGUUCUCUUGAGGUUUAUUAUUAUAAUUAUGUUCAUGGCUGUGUUGCACAUGCGUUAGUUGUUUCUGACUUCAGUUGUUUGAGUAAUGAAUAAAAGAAUCAUUUUUUGGUUGUGAACGAUACACUGUUGAAGACUGUAUAUAUUUUUUCUGUCUGUUUUCCCACUCUCCUGUCUCUCCAUCCUCUCUGUGUCUCUGUGGCCUUUCCUCUCUCGUCUCAUCACUAAGCUAUUUAUAGUUGCCCCGGUUUUUCUCCUUCUCUGUCUCUCUUUUGCCUCCCUCUAUCAGAACAUGAACUACAGUAUCUCUCACUAUCUGCUGCUUGAUCACAUUGUGUUUUACAGCGUCUCAUUUUUCCUACAUUUAGCUUUCAUUGCUUUUUGGUCAUCAUCUUUGCAUCAAUAGGAUUUGUUUGCCUUCCCAUCCAGGAAGCAUUGGUCUGUCAGAACGGUCUAUCACUUUGAUUUGAACUGAUAUAUCUUGAUAACCGUUGGAUGUAGUGGUUUUUUUGUGCCGGCAUUCAUGGUCCCAAGAGGAUGAAUAAUGACUGUCUGAAUUUUCUACAAGCGCCACCAUGAGGUUGACAUUUGUGGGUUAGAGUGCAAUGUUCCAUUAGGCCAAGGAAAGGUUGACAUUCGAUGUGUAGACAAAGACAAGAACAGAAGCAUGAAGGGAGAUAAAAAGAUUUCCCUUGAUGAACCUGUGCAAUGAUGCUGAAAGCAAGCUAACACGAAUCAUUGGCUUUAGUUUUGUGACUAUAUUCCCUCAAAUGUCAGCAACAGAAGCGAAACCAGACUGUGUCUUUUUCUGUGUUUUCACACCUCUGGUUUUAUGUGUGUAGUAGGAGUAGAUACCUAUGCAUUUGUGUGUGCAGCAUGCUGCAGGUUUCUCCCAUAUUACCAGCGACUACCCAUCAGUCCCGGUGCUGUUGCCGAGGUGACAGCCCAGCGAGAGAGCUGCAGGAUGACACAACACACAGCGAGGCAGUAAGCGUGGCUGACCCGGGAGAAGCAGGGUUCUGUGAUGGAGGAGAGAGGCGUGCAGCGCGAGGCCACGUUAAACGAUUCAGAGAUGCUGGCUGUCCUCGGGAGGCUAAAUGGCCAUCUGUGAUUCUGCACACACAGGCUGGCUCAGCUCCCACCUUCAGUAUCUCCAUCAAACCUCUUUCUCUUGGCUAUAUUGGUUACCCUCACUUUUUUCUGAUAGGAUUCAACUACAAACCAAUGUUUUUGCUGAAAAACAAAUGUAAAAUAGCUACACUGCUAGCCUCUUGAGACCCGGAAAAAAGGUUUUAAUAUUUAGAGCAUCUAUGUUUAGCAUCAUUUG